AUGGCGACCUCAGCAACAGCGGACCCGUUCGAGCUCCAGCAACGAUUAGUAGCGUCUUCAAGCUCGAAAACCGGAAAUGUCACGCCAUUCUCUCCAUCCGAAGACCCACUGGCAUCCCUACCGCCAACUCUCCACCGUGCUCACCUUCGGAUGGAAUUCCCGCCAUCCUAUGCCCUCGUGGGCGUUUACAGACUCUUUACCGACAAGUCGCUCUGGAAGCCCGCAUGGGAGAAGUGUAGGAAUGGAACUAGGAGGGGAUUGAUUGUCGGGUUGGUUUGGGUGUUCCUGACAUGGGGUAUUCAAAAGAAGUUCAUCGAGGUGUUUUUGAGCAACUCUCCGAGGAUCACAGGCCUCUCGAACGACACGGUAUUUGGCUGGAAGGUGCCGUUUAGCCUGCACACCUACGCGGCACUCCUCUACGCCGCCGACCAACUCACAUGGAUCCUCUCGUUCUUCAUUUCCAAGAAUAUGCGUAUUGCUAGGGACAGGGCUUGGGACUACACGAUUGCAUCUCGAAACAAAGGCGACGACUUCUGGCAACCUUAUGUGGAGGAAUGGGACAACCCUCCAGUCGUCGAUGUCGGUGGAAGCUUCAUGGAGAGAUUGAGCAAGAAAGUUGGGGGAAAGAUUGGGUUGAAUAUCCUCAAACGAAUCCUCCUCAUCCCCGCCAGCCUUUAUCCCCUCCUCGGACCUCUGGUUUCAGCUUGGUUCAGAGCCCUUGGAACAGCAGAAUAUCUCCAUCGACGUUACUUUAAGGCGAAGAAGAUGACCGACUACGAAAUUGCGGUAUUCAUGGAGGAGAGAAAAUGGGAUUAUCGUGCGUUCGGAUUUACCGCUGCCCUCCUCGAAGGUCUCCCCAUCAUUGGUCUCGUGUUCACGAUUUCGAAUCGAGUUGGCGCUGCGAUGUGGGCUUUCGAUUUGGAGAAGCGACAACAUUUCGUCAGAGAAGAGAAGGAGAGGAAGCGUUUAGCUGCAGACAGGCAGUAA
This is a messenger RNA of Coprinopsis cinerea okayama7#130, 987 nucleotides long. RefSeq lists its product as hypothetical. Lineage: Eukaryota; Fungi; Basidiomycota; Agaricomycetes; Agaricales; Psathyrellaceae. The coding region runs from base 1 to 987 and encodes 328 amino acids. The transcript has 7 exons. The record is from RefSeq and is a predicted model, not a curated record.